CGCAUUUCCUCUUUCAUUUGUUGGAUUAGGCUACCUAGAGUGAUUAAGAGCGUACAAAGCAAGGAGAUGAUGAGCAUUUUCUGAGAGAAUUAAACGGACUCAAAUAAAUGCAACAAUGUUGCGGGUGUCAGUGGAAUCUGCCAACAAUAUCCCCAAAAAGACAUUCGGAAACCCAGAUCCAAUAACUGCAAUUGUGUUUAAAGGGGAAAAAAAGAAAACCAAAGCAAUUGACAAUGAAUUAAAUCCUGCUUGGAAUGAAGUCCUUGAAUUUGACCUCAAAGGCAGCCCUUUGGAUUCCUCUUCUUUCAUUGAUGUAGUUGUGAAAGAUUACGAAACUAUUGGAAAAGACAAGUUCAUUGGCUCAGCUAAGGUCUUUCUGAAAGAUCUGGCUUCUGGAAACAGCAAGACCCUCCCCGCCAAAAAUCUCCCUUUGAUCAAUGAGAAGCAACUGGCAAUUGGGGCGACAAUUAAUUUGAUGAUUGGAUAUGAACCGCCUGCCAGCAUGACUCCCAUCUCAAAUGACCAGCCUGGUAUAGAUUUGUCACAUGGGGACCCAGAUGAGGGGAAGGAUGAGGAAUAUUUAAAUGGAGGGGGGCAGUUGGGGACACAUGGUGUGACGCCUUUGCCCGGGCAACCAGCGACCCCGAACCAGAAGAUCAGACCCGCUACCCUCAAGAGACACAAAGCCCUGUCUAACAAGCUGCAAGAUUUCCAGAUCCGUGUUCGAGUUAUUGAGGGUCGUCAGUUGCCUGGCAAUAACAUCAAGCCGGUGGUCAAAGUGAGUGUGUGUGGACAUACUCACAGAACCAGAAUCAGGAGAGGAAACAACCCAUUCUUUGAUGAGAUUUUCUUCUACAAUGUCAACAUGCUUCCCUCUGAGCUGUUCGAUGAGUACGUCAGUUUUCGGGUGUAUGACUCCUCCUCACUUAGAGCAGACAGUCUUAUGGGGGAAUUCAAGCUAGAUGUUGGCAACAUUUACGAUGAACCAGCUCAUGCCAUUAUGAGGAAGUGGCUCCUUUUGAGUGAUCCUGAUGACUCCAGUUCAGGGGCCCAAGGCUACCUCAAAGUCAGCAUGAUGGUCAUGGGCUCAGGGGACGAGCCACCGACUGAGAAGAAGGUGCGUAACGAGGAGCAGGACGACAUAGAGAGCAACCUGCUGGUGCCGGCCGGGGUCAACAUGAGACUGGUCACUCUUAACCUCAAAGUGUACCGUGCGGAGGACAUGCCUCAGAUGGAUGACGCAUUUGUACAGACCAUUAAAAAUGUGUUUGGUGGAGCCGGAGACAAAAAAAAUUUGGUUGACCCUUUUCUGGAGGUCAGCUUUGCUGGAAAAAAGCUGUGCACCAAAAUAAUUGAGAAAAAUGCCAAUCCAGAGUGGAACCAAGUGAUAAGCCUCCAGGUCAAGUUCCCCUCAAUGUGUGAAUGCAUCAAGUUGACCUUAUAUGACUGGGAUCGACUAACUAGGAAUGAUAUUAUUGGGACUACAUUUCUGAAUAUGAACAAAAUAGCUUCAUUUGGGGGAGAGAUUGAAGACACACCUGCUGAAAAUGUCAACACUCUGUCAUCUAAAGUGAGCAGUGCAGAGUCAGAGUUUGGCUUUCUCCCUGCCUUUGGGCCAUGCUACCUUAACUUGUAUGGGAGUCCCAGAGAGUUCAGUGGCCUGCCAGACCCAUAUGAGGAACUCAACAUGGGCAAGGGUGAAGGAGUGGCUUACAGGGGCAGGGUGCUCAUCGAGGUAUCCACUGAGAUGAAGGACAAAGCCAGGAUGCUGGACGACAUCCCCAAUGACGACAUCCUGGUGACGCAGAAGUACCAGAGGAAGAGGAAGUACUCGCUGUGCGCCGUGUUCCACAGUGCGUGUAUGCUCCAGGAGCCAGGAGAACCGAUCCAGUUUGAGGUCAGCAUUGGCAACUACGGUAACAAGCUGGACUCCACCUGCAAACCCUUGCCGUCCACCACCCAGUACAGCUACGCUGUGUUUGACGGUAACCACUACUACUACCUGCCCUGGGCUGACACCAAGCCUGUCGUCAUUCUUACCUCCUCUUGGGAGGACAUUGGCCACCGCCUGGAUACCGUCAACAUCCUCCUCUUCCUUGCGGACAGACUUGAGUCCAACUUGACCUCUCUGAAAACAGCCAUCCUCGCCAAGGCUUCCGAUGCCCGUCUGGCUGAGAUCUGGCUAAAACUCAUCAACCUUGUGAUCGAAGACCUAAGCAGUUUCCAUGUCCCAGAGCUGGAGGGCAGGCCCAACCUGACAGCCCUAGACCUCCAGAUCAAGACCCUACGCGAUGCUGUGGUGGCCAGCAUCAGAGACAUGGCCAAGCGGAUGAAGGAGGAAGCCACCAACAUUAAAGUCACGCUGAGUGACAUUGAGGACUGGUUGUAUAGGCUCCAGCAGCUGGCUGAUGAGCCCCAGAAUAGCUUGCCAGACGUGAUCAUCUGGAUGCUGCGAGGAGAAAAGAGGGUGGCCUAUGCCCGUGUCCCAGCCAAUCAGAUCCUUUAUUCCACCUACAGCGAGCAAGCCUGUGGGAAGCAUUGUGGCCGCACACAGACCAUCUUCAUGCAGUAUCCCAUGGACAAAAACAAAGGUGUAAAGAUCCCAGUUCAGGUCCGUGUCAACAUGUGGCUGGGACUAUCUGCUCAUGAGAAGAAGCUCAACAGCUUUGCACAAGGGACCUUCAGCGUGUUCGCAGAAAUGUAUGAGAACCAGUCCCGGGUGCUUGGGAACUGGGGUACGACAGGGCUAGUGCACCGCCACAAGUUCUCUGACGUGACAGGGAAGGUCAAACUGAAACGGGAGUGUUUUCUGCCCCCACGAUGUUGGGAAUGGGGCGGGGAAUGGUUUGUCGACCCACAAAAAUGCUUACUGACUGAGGCAGAUGCAGGGCAUACAGAGUUUACAGAUGAAGUCUACCAGAAUGAGACACGCUUUCCUGGUGGGGAGUGGAAGCCUGCGGCUGAGCCCAACACAGACGUGAAUGGGGAGAAGAGCCAGGGACUUGGAGAGAUUGAAUGCCCACCUGGCUGGACCUGGGAAGAUGACUGGAGCUUCGACAGCAACAGGGCAGUGGAUGAGAAAGGCUGGGAGUAUGGUGUCACCAUUCCUCCUGACGACAAGCCCAGAUCUUGGGGGGCAGCAGAGAAGAUGUAUCAUGUCCAUCGCAGAAAGAGACUCAUACGCCCCCGGAGGAAGACAACCAGUACUGCAGCUACUCCUGAGCGCAGGGAUCCAGGUGAGGGUUGGGAAUACUCGUCCCUGAUUGGCUGGAAGUUUCACAGGAAGGAACGUUCGUCGGACAAGUUUCGCCGCCGUCGCUGGAGGAGGAAGAUGGCCACAUCUGACACUGAAGGGGCCUCUGCCAUCUUCAAACUGGAGGGGGCGCUAGGGGUCGAUGUUGAUGAAAAGGCCAGCAAAAAGGACCCAGCCAAAUUUUUUGGUGCCAACACGCCCACAGUUUCCUGCCACUUUGACCGGUCCUACAUGUAUCAUCUCAGAGUGUAUGUCUAUCAGGCCAGACACCUCACAGCUAUGGACAAGGACAGUUUCUCAGAUCCCUACGCCCAUGUAUCCUUCCUUCAUGUCAGUAAGACCACUGAGAUCAUCCGAACCACUCUGAACCCCACCUGGGACCAAACCCUCAUCUUUGAUGACCUAGAGAUCUACGGUGACCCUCAGAUCAUCGCCCACAACCCCCCCAGCGUUGUUCUUGAGAUUUUUGACAGUGACCAGGUGGGUAAAGACGAGCCCAUGGGGUGGUGUCGCUGCCCUCCAAUAGUGAAGCUCAACCCUGCCACAGCCAUCAGCCCCAAACUGCUGUGGUUCCCCAUUAUCAAGAAGGGCCACGGUGCCGGUGACAUGCUGGUGGCUGCUGAGCUCCUUCUGAAGGAUAAGGUGAAUCAAGGGGACCUGCCCCUGGUUCCUCCCAGAAGGGGAGAGAAGCUCUACAUGGUUCCUCAGGGUAUACGGCCUGUGGUUCAGCUCACUGCCAUUGAGAUCCUGACCUGGGGUUUGCGGAACAUGAAGGCUUAUCAACUAGCUAGUGUGUCAUCACCCAGUUUGAUUGUGGAAUGUGGAGGGGAGGUUGUACAGACCACCGUCAUCAAGAACUUCAAAAAGAACCCCAACUUCCCCAGUUCUGUUCUCCUCCUUAAAGUGCUCCUACCCAAAGAAGAGAUGUACACCCCUCCCAUAGUGCUGAAGGUGAUAGACCACAGGCCAUUUGGCAGGAAGCCGAUUGUGGGUCAGUGCACUAUCGACACCUUGGAGGAGUAUCGCUGUGACCCCUACUGCAAUGACACUGAGGGGAUCAUGUCUGCCAAAGUGUCCAUGAUAGCAGCUGCCCAGGAUAGUUUUAUCAUCAACAUUGAGGACAGAGACAGCCCCAUCUCGAAUACUCAGGAGGACGAGGUUGUUGACUGGUGGUGUAAGUUUUAUGCCUCCAUUGGAGAACUGGAGCGGUGUGGACCUUACCUGAAGAAAGGAUACGACACUCUGAAAGUACACCAAAGCGAGCUGGAGGACGUCCCAGAGUUCCAAGGGCUGACAGACUUCUGCCACACCUUCAAGCUGCAGAGAGGGAAGAGUGAGGAAGAGGAGGAUGACCCCUCUGUUGUGGGAGAGUUCAAGGGCUCGUUCCGGGUGUACCCCCUGUCAGAUGAUCCGGCGGUGCCUGUUCCUCCCCGCCAGUUCAGGGAGCUGCCUGAGAGCAGGCCACAGGAGUGCCUAGUGAGGAUCUAUGUGGUUCGCUGUAUGGACCUGCAGCCUAAGGACAACAAUGGCUUGUGUGAUCCAUACAUUAAGAUUUCUCUGGGAAGGAAAUCGAUAGAUGACAGGGAACAUUACAAACCCAACACCCUCAAUCCGGAGUUUGGAAGAGUGUUUGAGCUGUCCUGCUUCCUGCCUCAGGACAAGGACUUGAAGAUAUCUGUGUAUGACUUUGACCUGCUGAGCAGGGAUGAGAAAGUGGGUGAAACGGUUAUUGAUGUGGAGAACCGACUCCUCUCUCGCUUUGGCUCCUACUGUGGUCUCCCUCAGUCUUACUGCAUCUCUGGGACUAACAAGUGGAGAGAUCAGCUGAAGCCGAUCCAGAUCCUACAGAACCUGGCCAAGCUCAGAGGGAUCUCCUCUCCCCGCAUAGAGGGAGACGGCAGCUCUCUGUCUUUCGCAGGGAAAGAAUACAGCCUGAUGGACUUCGAGGCUGACAAAAAGAUCCACCAGCAUCUGGGCCCAGCCAAGGAGAGGAUGGCCCUGCAUGUCUUGAGGACCCAGGGGCUUGUACAUGAACAUGUGGAGACCAGGACUCUCUACAGCUCCUACCAACCGACACUGUCCCAGGGAAAGAUCCAGAUGUGGGUGGACAUCUUUCCCAAAAGCCUGGGCUCACCGGGACCGCCCUGUGACAUCAAGCCCCGCAAAGCCAAGAAAUAUUUCUUGCGGGCCAUUAUUUGGAACACCACCGAUGUCAUACUGGAUGAAACCAGCAUCACGGGUGAACACAUGAGUGACAUCUAUGUCAAAGGAUGGAUGCCAGGCAUGGAGGAGGACAAGCAGAAGACCGACGUCCACUACAGGUCCCUGGAUGGCGACGGCAACUUCAACUGGAGAUUAAUCUUUGGUUUCGACUAUCUGCCUGCAGAGCAGCUAUGCCUUGUGUCCAAAAAAGAGCAUUUCUGGAGCCUGGACAAAACUGAGUUUAGAACACCCCCAAAGCUGAUCAUUCAAAUUUGGGACAAUGAUAAAUUUUCCUUGGAUGACUACUUAGGCACCAUAGAACUCAACCUGCUCCAUCUGAUCCCUCCGGCUAAAACCUCUGAGAAAUGCAGUCUGAAGAUGAUACCAGGAGUGACAGACACCACCCCUUCCAAAAGACCAAAGCCCAACUCUCUCUUCUCCCAGAAGUCUGUGCGUGGCUGGUGGCCAUGUGUCAUCGAACAGGACGGGAAGCAUGUUCUGGGAGGAAAGGUUGAGAUGACUCUUGAAGUAGUGGAUGGAACAGAGGUGGACGAGAAACCUGCUGGAAAGGGACGAGAUGAGCCCAAUAUGAACCCUAAACUGGAGCAUCCCAAUCGUCCUGACACCUCCUUCUUCUGGUUCACAAAUCCUUGCAAGACAAUGAAGUUCAUAAUUUGGCGCAAAUUCAAAUGGAUAUUCAUUGGUUCGAUAUUGCUGAUACUUGUUCUGUUGUUCCUUGGGAUCUUGCUGUACUCACUACCGAACUACAUUUCAAUGAAAAUUGUGAAACCAUUCUCCUAGAAGAAGAAUUAUAGAGCACACUGGUUCAGAUGUCAGCCUGCCUUACACCAUAUUUGCACAAAUCUACAACGGACACUCUUCAAACCAAUGAAAUAUCUUUCAGUUGUAUUAAGUUUUGGCAUUUACGAUUGCCAUAGUCUUGUUUUUAUAACUUGGAUUCAUACAUUCCUUAUCUUGUCAUUUUACAAAUGUUGUAGGCCUACUCUUGCAGUAGGCUAUCUGUUUAAAAAUACUCUCAUGUUAAUGAAAAUAUUGUACUGUUUUUCCAUCAUUACUCAACUAACAUUCAGCUUUUUUUUCAUUUACAGUCCUGGCCAAAAGUAUUGGCAAUGACAUACAUUUUGUGUUUGCAAAGUUUCCUGCUUCAGUUGUUGUGGUGUUGAUUCACAUCAAAUACAAAUUUAAUUGCCCCCCU
Osmerus eperlanus (European smelt) is the source of this 6671-nucleotide messenger RNA. It is a transcript of the gene myofl, whose product is annotated as myoferlin like. Gene Ontology annotation, cellular component: membrane. Gene Ontology annotation, biological process: plasma membrane organization. The transcript has 53 exons. NCBI's taxonomy places the organism in Eukaryota, Metazoa, Chordata, Actinopteri, Osmeriformes, Osmeridae. Bases 116 to 6256 code for a protein of 2046 amino acids. The record is from RefSeq and is a predicted model, not a curated record.